Hymenoscyphus albidus is the source of this 1894-nucleotide messenger RNA. NCBI's taxonomy places the organism in Eukaryota, Fungi, Ascomycota, Leotiomycetes, Helotiales, Helotiaceae. The record is from the annotation of a GenBank genome assembly.
AUGACCAUGACCUCCAGUCCCUCAAACUGCCUCCUCAUGGAAGCUGUGGAGGUAGAACAUUACGACAACGAACCCUCAACUCGACUUUGAAGCUUUCUACAGAUGUGAUCAGGAUGCCUCUCUUUACAGCGCAGGUUCGCCAUGGUCAGAGUCUUGGUUUUUUAGGUAAACAGUCCAUUUCCCCGCGCCUCAACCCCUCUUGUUAACACCCUUUGUUCAGUCCUUGGAGCUACCCUCCACGAUAUCCUCACACGACUGAAAGCCGAACCCCAGAACUUUCCCAGGCUAGACUUGACUUACGACCAUGCGGCGCCAGUCACAGAACCUGUGGUUCUCGAGCUUCCAUCCAACGGUUUGCGACUGCGAUUCGAUGGGCCGGAGCAACGUCUACGCCUGAUCGAGGUUCUCGAUUUCACCAAGAGCCAUCUUACAUACAACGAUAAAGACGUGCUGCGGCCGGCACCAGCGAAUGGAGCAGGAUCGCCUCCAGUUGCGAGUGCGAGCGGUCCUACAUACAAGUACAUCUGCCAGAGACUAGUUGCGCCGGCAUUCCCAGGCGAAUACGUGGAACCGGUGCCUGGAGAUGAGACGGGAGUAGGCCACUACGUCCUUUCAUAUCCUGGUCUUGCUUUCACAUUUCCGAUAAAAUCCUCUUCUUGGUCGCCCGCGAAGAUUGACUCUAUCUUAAACUCGUCAGUAAGUCCUCAGGCUUCGUCUAUGGCGAUAUUCCGAGGCCAGUCGUGGCCGGCCGCUCGAGAGCAUCUCUAUACGGAGAUGGUAGAUCCCUCGGAAACAUUCACUGCGUUAUUCAGGAAGAAGGAGAGUGUGCCUGCUGAAGUCCGAAUCGUGAAGAUUUAUGGAGAGGGUCGGCUCGAGCUCGUUCGAUCAUCUUCACACGGACCGGUUUGGCUCCAGCUUGGUCAAACCACGCCCCAAGAACUGGUAGCCGAACUCGGUCCUCCAGAUGCCAUAUAUCGAAAGAGCGACCGUCGAAUGUCCAUACAUAAACCUCGGCGAGGGACCGGGACUCCAAAUAGACCUGAUAUGAAUGACUUGAGACUCCAGGACGAUUCUACUGAUACUGACCAGUCGUCCGCGCAUACCGCCACUGACGACUCGGACGAAGAGACGGAGGAAGGGGAAGUUGCAGGAAACUUAUCGGGAGAGUGUUUCUAUAACUACUUUUAUCAUGGCUUCGACAUUCUAGUCUCGAGCCCUACUCCACCAUCACAAGCCCCGCCUUCAAAGAAUUCUGUUACUGCAGAAUCUGAAAACGUGCCAACAGAUUCAUCGUCCCGUCUAGUUGCUUCAAAAAUAAUACUCCAUGGCAACGUACCAGGAUCAUAUCCAUUCAACCGGCACCGAAGAUGUCGGUGGGAGAUACAAUAUCUGCAGCCAAAGAAGGGACAAGCUAUAGUAAACUCAGAAACCCCUUUCAAGGACAUUGAGAGCGGGCUCCAUCACGAAUGGAAGAGCAUCUACAAUAAUGAGGAAGAGGCUAAGGCUCUGCAGCGUGGAAUGGUGCUGAAUCGGGACUGGGGUGAUAGUCCAGGAAGCAGUUGCGAGCUUCUAGGUGGCUGGGAGGACAGUGUUGGAGGGAAAAGGCCUGACGCUGUUGCCGCUGGAGGUGAUGAUGUGAAAGGGCUUGGAAAUACAACUCUUUUUGGAUUUCCUGGUCUUGUUUUUGAGGUGUUGAAGAAUGGUACGGUCAGUGGUGUUACGGUGUUUUGAGGUUGUGUAGGGGCAUUGGAUACGCAUGGUUGGGAGGGUUUUGAGCAUUUACUCGGUUUGCUCGUUUGGAGUUGGGCGUGCAAUUUAGACUGAACUCGGUGGCAUAUACCUAGGUAUCAUUAAUACCAACAUAGAAGAAUCGCAUACUCGAUUUCAACUCGUA